This is a messenger RNA of Eruca vesicaria subsp. sativa (arugula), 2165 nucleotides long. NCBI's taxonomy places the organism in Eukaryota, Viridiplantae, Streptophyta, Magnoliopsida, Brassicales, Brassicaceae. The record is from the annotation of a GenBank genome assembly.
AUGUUUUAUUCACAUACUCAAUUGGCUCGAAAGGGUCCGUUGGGGACGGUUUGGUCCGCCGCUCACUUGCAAAACCGUCUCAAGAAGUCUCACUACACCUCCACUAACAUCCCCAAAACUGUUGAUCUUAUAAUGUUUCCAGAGGUACCAUUGGCAUUGAGAUUGUCAGGGCACCUUCUACUUGGGGUUGUGAGAAUAUACUCAAAGCAAGUUGAUUAUCUUUUCCGUGACUGUACUCUCUUCAGCACUUGGUUAGCUAAGGCUUUCAUCUCUGCUCAUGUUGACUUGCCUGAGGAUGCAAGACAGGCCCCUGUUGAGUCUGUGACUUUGCCUCAAGCACUUAACUUGGAUGACUUUGAGUUGGAGGAUGACACACUCAAGGGGGAGUUUGAUAAUCAUCUGCGGAGUCAGGAAGAUAUAACUCUCACAGAUCAGGUUCCUACUGGCGUUGAUCCUUAUGUUGCUGUAACAUUUGAUGAUGAUAUACCUUUUAAUGUGGUUACCUCUUUUUUUAUGAUUUUAAUCAGCCAACCUACAGAACCUGUGAGUGCACAUCAUCCUGGCGAUACUGAUGUUGAAAUGGCUUGUGAGACAGAACCAAUAAAUGAGCAAGGAGGAGACUUCAAUAUUGGUUUAGACACUGGAACAUAUGGUCUUCUUAACGAUACAGAGGAAAUCCCUGAGUUCCAGGAUACUAGACCAAGUAACAUGACAGAACCACUUAAUCCCAGUCCGGAGAGAAGCAAUGCAUAUUCUCCUGGAAGUGUUCCCGAGGUUGAGAUAAGGCGUGAUGCUGCACAUGGUUUAAGCCCUGCAUCCCAUCCACCAUUUGCUGCAGAACAACAGAAUAUUGGAGUUGAAGGCACUGGUUCUUUGAAUGAGAAGGAACCAACUAUCCCUAGUAUUGAUGAAGAAAUGUUAAAUUCUGGAGGACAUUCGACCUUUGAGCUUCGCUCAGAAUCUCCAGGUUUUGCUGGUUCUGUGGAAGAACCUGAAAAUUUUGUGCAUCCAUCACCUCAACUAGUUCUUCAGCCAACUCCACCUCCUGCACCACAACCAAGGCCAAGGAAGAGGAAGCAGUUUGAUAAGGUCACAGUAUUAACUAACAGGGCAAUGAAAGAUAGGCUUGAGGACCCUAGUGAUACUCUUCUUAAAAGAAAGAAGAUGCCUUCUUCUAAACUAAAUGUAUGGAGAAUGAAUAACCAGUCCAAGAAGGAUCAGAUUUUCAGUGAGCCCUUGCUUACAAGCUACUCAGAUGCUCUACGCAGUGUCUUUGACAAGGACUGUGUAGCUUCAAAGCCAUAUCUUGCUGUUCCUACUGAAACUAUACCAGAACCUGCACCUGUAUCAUCUCCUACUCGAGAAGCUGAUACAGAAGUUAACCCAACCUCUCCAAUUCCACAAUCUACGGUUCCUGAUUCUACUAAUCAAGACAGUACAGUUCAGCUGUCUCCAGUUCAGCACACUGAAGAUGUCCAAGACUCUGCAGGUCCUCAAUCAACACCUGCGGAGUCUGUAGCAAGAGAAGCACAGUCUCCACCGCCAUUUAAUAAUGAUGACACUGGAAUCGAACGCUUAAGGGAAGGUGGUUACACUGAUUACAUGCCCUCGCCACCUCCAAGAUUUUCACCUUCUAGAACUGAUGACUUCACCACUCAGAGUAGAAUCUGGGAGACGGAAUCUUACAGAACAGAGCCUUCUACUUCCACAUAUAGAGAGGAUCUGCCUGGACCAACGAACUCAGGGACUUCAGCUAUUCCUGAAAUGACAGACGAGGAACUUUAUUUCCUAGAGGUAGGUGGCAAUACCCCGGUGCAAUCACCAGCUAGUCAAGAUUCUGAUGGUUUGACAGGGAGAACAAGAGCGUUGGCGCAGUAUCUUAGAGAACGUUCUUCAAGUACUCCCACUUCAAGCUUUUCAUCUGGAGAUCUAAGUUUGGGAAAGAUCUUGGCCGGAAAGACAAGGAAGCUAGCCGCUCGAAUGUUCUUUGAGACACUGGUGUUAAAGUCUAGAGGACUUAUAGAUAUGCAACAGGAUCAACCCUACAGCGAUAUCACUCUGAAGAUGAUGCCUGGCCUUUUCUCAAAAGUUCAACCAUGAAUAAACGAUGCUCAUUAGAUUUUAUUUAUGUGUAUAAUAGCAUAGUAUGCAUAGAUAAGCACAAG